AUGAAACUUGCUGACAGGUUGGUGAACUUCCAGCACUUUGUCCUCACUUUGGGUCAAGUUUCCUCAUCUUGCUUGAACUUGAGUCUCAGGUGAGCCUUACUGAGACCCAUUUUGUGCAUAGUCAGCCAAUCAGAAGCUGAAUUUGCCUGAACUUCCCUGCUCUUGACUCAACUUCACCAGAACUUCAAGUGAAUUUGAGGCAAGCAGGUCUCAACUUCAGCCCAACACCCAGCAUCUUCUGUGA
Ceraceosorus bombacis is the source of this 244-nucleotide messenger RNA. The record is from the annotation of a GenBank genome assembly. Lineage: Eukaryota; Fungi; Basidiomycota; Exobasidiomycetes; Ceraceosorales; Ceraceosoraceae.